Messenger RNA from Galeopterus variegatus (Sunda flying lemur), 414 nucleotides. RefSeq names its product complex III assembly factor LYRM7-like. The record is from RefSeq and is a predicted model, not a curated record. Lineage: Eukaryota; Metazoa; Chordata; Mammalia; Dermoptera; Cynocephalidae. Gene Ontology annotation, biological process: mitochondrial respiratory chain complex III assembly. The transcript is spliced from 2 exons. Bases 1 to 333 code for a protein of 110 amino acids.
AUGGGUCAGGCGGCCAAGGUUUUACAGCUCUUUAAAACACUGCACAGGACCAGACAACAAGUUUUUAAAAAUGAUGCCAGAGCAUUAGAAGCCAGAAUAAAGAUAAAUGAAGAAUUCAAAAGUAAUAAAAAUGAGACUUCUCCUAAGAAAAUAGAAGAGGAAAUUCUGUCUUCACCUAAGCUAAUGAAAACAGGUUCUGAUGUUGAAUUGUUACUAAGAACAUCUGUCAUUCAAGGUAUUCACACAGACCACGAUACACUCAAAUUGGUCCCUAGGAAAGACCUUCUUAUGGAAAAUGUGCCAUAUUGUGAUAUACCAACCCAGAAGCAAUGAAUAUUCUAGGAUAAAACAAGUCUUUGCACUUUUUAACUUUAAAAUACACAACUCUGGCAGAAGUCCUGCAAAUGCAGACAU